This is a messenger RNA of Colletotrichum destructivum, 2309 nucleotides long. RefSeq lists its product as uncharacterized. The record is from RefSeq and is a predicted model, not a curated record. Gene Ontology annotation, molecular function: GTPase regulator activity. Lineage: Eukaryota; Fungi; Ascomycota; Sordariomycetes; Glomerellales; Glomerellaceae. Gene Ontology annotation, cellular component: cytoplasm; nucleus. The transcript has 3 exons. The coding region runs from base 360 to 2276 and encodes 638 amino acids.
CUCCACCAAGUCGGGCACCUGCGACUACAUACCUUACCUAAGGUAGGGAGGUAGGCAAUCGGCAGGCUGGGCUCCCACUCCAGUAUUGCAAUCUGUAGUGGAGGAGGGCGAGCGGCUUCUGUGCCUUGCUAGGGCCAACGACCCGUCACCGUCUGGGUUCACCUCUGGCAACCUGCCUGAGGUAUCCCGGUCAAAAGACAGCCCCAUCAGAGCCAGCUGCAAGGGUAGCCAGGAGGGUCCUCUUCUUUGUCUACUCUUCUCCUCGGGAUACGAGCACGCAAACGGCCUCGCCUCUUUGCUGGCGAAGAACUCUACUCACGGUCGACCUUCAUCAAUACCAGAAUGAGGACUGAACAAUCAUGGAUGCCUUACUUGCUAGACUGGGAGCCCAGGCAAUGAAUAUGGCCAUUAGGUCCGGCAUUGCCUUGACCUCGACCUAUGCCUUUUCCCAAUGUUCGCGCCUCAUGAAGACUGUCGAUGACAGGGCUGUGCGGUCGGAUAUCAAGCGGCUCCAGAAGAGGCUGGAUAGCAAGAUCAAGAUCGUAUCUCCUGCGAUAGAUCUUAUAGAGUUCAAGUCCGGCAGAGGCAAUGCCUUUUUGGAAUCGGCUUUACCUCUGGCCAAGAGCCUUCGGCGGAACAUAGUGGCUCUCGGACGCCGCGUAGAGCAGGCAGCCCAGGCGGGCGAGGCAUGCAACGAGUCGCCACGACGCAGUCUUGAUUCUGAACGGUACCUUGAGGAACUUGGUGCAAUCAUCGAAGAUAUGAAAGACCUCCUAGCCCAGCUGGACAACGACAUUCCCCUUUUGCACAUGGCCAUAUCCGCAUCAGGGGAGAGCCUAAGUUCUGCCAUGUCUCCGAGCGUAUCACCGUCACGGUUUUUGCAAGCGGGUACCUUCCUUACAUACGGGGACAGCCAGUUUGCCGUCGAUCCUUCUCGCCCGGUGCAGAUCGGCCCCGUCUUCACAUUGUCCGUCUACAUGCUGUUCCUAGGUCACGCCUCAACGACCAUCGCUACGCAAACCGGACAUCAAGGACAACAUCCUCAACCCCAGCACACGCCGCAAAAGAAUCCUCUAGGGGAGGCACCGGCGCCCUACGGUCUUGAAGAGGGGGAGCGCAAACCCUUGUGGCAAGAGGUCAUUCACAAAGCCAGGGUGCGCUUAUGUCGCACCCCGAUAGAUCACGUGUUCGAUCCCAACAAGGGGUUUCGACCGUCGGGAACUGGACCCAGCAGCUUCACCGAGUCCCAGUUCUACAAGUCGACAGCUCAUGGUAUGGGCCCGCGCAAUGAGUACGCCUAUCACCUCGAAAUCAUUGAGGAUUUGGACGAUGGCCGUGCCCAUGACGACUUGGAUGCCGAGGCUGGCCCAUAUGACGAUAUCAGACGCGCGGGCAUCCGCGAGUCUAUUCCAGUUCAUCAGAUAUCCAAGAUGUUCUACGCCGAUACCGGCCGAAUCCUCAACAUUGGCGACGGAGGAACGGACAAUAACCCCGUCCUAUUGCUAAAACGAGACCUUCUUGCGAAGCCACCGUUGAAGGUCCAAGAAGAAAUGAUGGACUGCAACGAAGAAACAGAGUCGAUUGCGACUUCUGAGCCCGGAAACGAUGAAGUGCUAGACGAGCAGGAAGAUAUCGACCGACAACUCCGAGACGAGAGCACGGCACUGGACAUUCUGGAGGAAAUGCCCACAAAACCAACCCGCAGGGGGUUUCCUAGCCACUUGGACCCUGAAUGGAUUGCCGUGGAAGUUUUCGAAGGCGAUGACGAUUUAGAGAGCAGUGAGACUGAGGACGAAGAUCUUGGAGAGGAGGUGCAUAGGUUGCCCGUGAGCUCAACGCCAUCGUUAGCAAAUGCUUCUCCUAGAACAGACCCCCGCCGUCCAAGAACAUCCCUAGAUACAAGACUCAUGACACAGAUUCGGGACCUGUCACUGCAGUCUUCGCCCUCCGCCAAAAAUACAGGGCCGGCCGCGUCGAUGCAGUCACUCUCUCAGCAACUGACGAAUCACUCUAAGGACAGCACAGAAUCGUUUGUUGCGAGAUCGCCAUUUGGCGCCGUCGUCACAUCUCUUUCCCUCAUGGAAAUGUUGAUCAGGCUGACAAUUCUACAAGAGUUUCAGCAGGCACCGCACCUGACCAUGCAUGACCAUAUACUGAACUUCUUCUUGGAGGAGUCAUCAACAACAGGACUGACAGGGGAAGAGCGGUUGAGGGCGAGGACGGAAGCGAAGCAGCGUGUUGGUUUCGAUCCAUACACUGAUACCCCAUCUAAUUGAUAAAAUUCGUAGAAAAAAGACACGAGUGACCCC